AUGGUCGUGGGAGGUGGACAAUCAAUAAACGACUUCGAUCCAAACCCACUAAUUGGUAACGGCCGCGCGAUAUCUAUCCUCCUGGCUCGCGAGGGGGCGACGGUCACGGUUAUUGACCGAUCUCUAACCGCUGCGCAAGGAACGGUCGAUAUUAUUAGAGAAGAAGCUGCGGGCGAGGCCAUUGCCGUCGUCGGUGAUGUAUCCACACCAGAGGGCUGCGAGGAUACAGUCAAGUCUUCCCUGCAAGCUCUCGGUGGAACGGUCGACGGCAUGGUGAUUGUUAUUGGGGUUGUGGGUGAUGCAUGUUCGGUGGAAGCCAACGCGAAGGCGCGAGCAGACUACUGGGAUUGUGUUAUAAAUUUAAACCUACAAGCCCAUUACCUCUUGAUGUAA
Messenger RNA from Aspergillus puulaauensis, 393 nucleotides. RefSeq lists its product as uncharacterized. The record is from RefSeq and is a predicted model, not a curated record. The transcript has a single exon. Lineage: Eukaryota; Fungi; Ascomycota; Eurotiomycetes; Eurotiales; Aspergillaceae. Bases 1 to 393 code for a protein of 130 amino acids.